AUGACCAUGGAAUCAGUAUCAGAACAACAAAUUUUACAAUGGAAAGCUACUAAGACUAUUGGAAUUAUCGGGUUAGGUGAUAUGGGUUUAUUGUACGCCCAAAGAUUCUCUAAUGCGGGUUGGAAAGUAGUUGGAUGUGAUAAAGAAGAUCAAUAUGAAAUAAUUAAACAGAAGUAUGCCAAUUGUAAUUUUGAAGUCGUAUUAAAUGGACACUAUGUUUCUCGUAUCUCAGAUUAUAUUAUUUACAGUGUGGAGGCAGCAAAUAUCGAUAGAAUUGUAUCCAUGUAUGGCCCUUCUAGUAAAGUUGGUGCAAUUGUGGGUGGUCAGACAAGUUGCAAGAGCCCUGAAAUUUCUGCCUUCGAAAAAUAUUUACCACAGGAUAUUGAAAUCAUCACUAUACACUCUUUACAUGGACCAAAAGUUAACCCUGAGGGGCAACCUUUAGUUAUCAUUGAUCAUAGAAGUUACAAACCUACGUCUUUACAAUUUGUAGAAACUGUUAUGUCUUGUUUAAAGAGUAAAUUUGUCUAUUUAACUUUUGAAGAGCAUGAUAGAAUCACUGCAGACACUCAAGCUGUCACUCAUGCUGCAUUCUUAUCUAUGGGUUGUGCUUGGGAGAAAUGCAAAGUUUAUCCAUGGGACGUUGUGGAUAACAAGUGGGUCGGUGGGUUAGAAAAUGUUAAAAUCAAUAUUUCUUUAAGAAUUUAUUCCAAUAAAUGGCAUGUCUAUGCUGGAUUGGCAAUUACAAAUCCACAUGCACAUCAACAGGUUUUACAAUAUGCAACAAGUGCAACAGAAUUAUUUUCCUUGUGUUUGAGCAAUAAAAGAAAAGAAUUCACUGAAAGGAUAAUGAAGGCUAAAGAAUUUGUAUUUGGCAAUCAUACUGGUAAGUUAUUGUUAGAAGAUUUGCAUCUAGAGAAAUAUUCGUUAUCAAAUAAUACUAAUAUAAAUAAUAAUAGAAGUUCUGAAGUACACCUGCCACCACCAAAUUCUCAUUUAUCGUUAUUAGCCAUAGUUGAUUCAUGGUAUCAGUUAGGGAUUGAUCCUUAUGAUCAUAUGAUAUGUUCUACUCCAUUAUUUAGUAUAUUUUUAGGUGUAUCUGAAUUUCUUUUCUUGUCGCCUAAUCUAUUAGAACAAACUAUUGAAGCAGCAUUAACAGAUAAUCUUUUUAGAAAAGAUGAUUUAGAAUUUGUCAUAGCAGCUAGAGAAUGGAGUUCAAUUAUAUCUGCUGAAAAUUUCCCAUUGUAUCAAAAAAAAUUUGAGACUGUUCAAGAGUUUUUUAAAUUAAGAUUCCAAGAAGCCAAUGUUAUAGGAAAUGAAAUGAUCAAAACUAUUUUAAAUCAUUCAAAGAAAAAUUAA
Messenger RNA from Arxiozyma heterogenica, 1359 nucleotides. It is a transcript of the gene TYR1, whose product is annotated as prephenate dehydrogenase (NADP(+)). Gene Ontology annotation, biological process: L-tyrosine biosynthetic process. The transcript has a single exon. Lineage: Eukaryota; Fungi; Ascomycota; Saccharomycetes; Saccharomycetales; Saccharomycetaceae. Gene Ontology annotation, molecular function: prephenate dehydrogenase (NADP+) activity; prephenate dehydrogenase (NAD+) activity; NAD+ binding. The record is from RefSeq and is a predicted model, not a curated record. The coding region runs from base 1 to 1359 and encodes 452 amino acids.